Molecule: messenger RNA, 4218 nt
Organism: Trichogramma pretiosum
Lineage: Eukaryota; Metazoa; Arthropoda; Insecta; Hymenoptera; Trichogrammatidae
Gene: Best2
Product: bestrophin homolog 22
Exons: 12
Coding region: 354-3029 (891 amino acids)
Molecular function (GO): chloride channel activity
Source: RefSeq, a predicted model, not a curated record
GGCUCGUUACCACUGUACCGCGCUGACCGAGCUUGUGCGCGCGUGAGAGUGUUGACAGUAUACAUAAAGUAUACGUGAGAGAACAGCAAAUAAAAAAUCGUGCAUCGGUUUAAUUGCAGGUGUGCGUGUGUAGUUAUCGGUAUCAAUAGUUCUUAUUGUUCUUCGAUUCGCAUCGAAUUUGUAGUUCGCUCAGAAAGAAGCUGGAAAAAGUCGCGACAGAAUGUCAAGUUGUGAGGUGAUAUAAACAAUCGCUGAUGAAAAAUAACCAAUUAACUAUCUAAGAAAGAAACUGGCUGCUUAUCGCCGCCGCUGCUGCUGCUUAUACCCCGUAAGAUCCGAGUGGCCACUGCAACAUGACGAUAUCGUACGCGAGUGAAGUGCCGAACGGCUCGGCUUUUGGCUGCUUCUGGAGGAUACUUAUAAAGUGGCGAGGUUCUGUCUAUAAACUGAUUUGGCGAGAGCUGUUGGUCUACCUGUUUGCUUACUAUUUUAUUAAUUUUAUUUAUCGGUAUGCUCUUAACGAAGAACAGCAAAGAAUAUUUGAGAAGAUACGAUACUACUUUGGUAACUCGAGCGAGUCGAUACCUAUGUCGUUCGUGCUGGGCUUCUACGUCAGUCUGGUGGUCAAGAGGUGGUGGGAGCAGUACAAAUUGUUACCUUGGCCGGACAACCUCGCAUUGUUUAUCAGCGCCGCUAUACCUGGAAACGACGAACGAGGUCGACUGAUGCGCCGAAAUAUCGUUCGGUAUGCAGUGCUUGCGUACGUCAUAACGCUCCAAAGAAUUUCGCUGCGUGUUAAGCGGCGAUUUCCCAGUCUUCAGCACAUCGUCGACGUUGGUUUGAUGAUGGAGUCGGAAAAGAAGAUAUUUGAAAUGAUGAACAAGAAAGCUGGGAUGUCGAAAUACUGGAUGCCACUCGUCUGGGCAACGAACAUUAUCAACAGGGCGCGUAAGGAGCAGUUGAUCACAAGCGACCAUGUAGUACAAACUCUCCUGGUUGAGCUCAGUGACAUCCGCAAAAAACUCGGUGGUCUGAUUGGUUACGAUACCGUUUGUGUGCCACUCGUCUACACGCAGGUUGUAACGCUAUCUCUAUACGCGUACUUUUUCUCGGCUCUACUGGGCAGACAAUUCAUAUCCCACUCAGAUUCGUCAGUCAGCGGAAAAUACGAAGUCCCAGACAUGUAUUUUCCAUUCUUUACGGCUUUACAGUUUUGCUUCUACGUUGGCUGGUUAAAAGUCGCCGAAGUUUUGAUCAAUCCUUUCGGCGAGGACGACGACGACAUCGAGCUCAAUUGGCUGAUCGAUCGACACAUUAAGGCUGGCUACAUGAUAGUGGACGAGAUGCACGAGGAACAUCCGGAACUAUUGAAAGAUCAGUACUGGGACGAGGUCGUGCCAAAAGACCUGCCGUACACCGUGGCCAGCGAGCAGUACCGCAAGGAGGAGCCCAAGGGCUCGGCUGAGCAUUACAAGGUGAAAAGCAGCGACGCCCUCUACGCCAACGUGUUCAUGGGUACGCACGUACACGGAGGCCCGGCCAAUCGCAGCAAUAAGCAGUCUCAUAUGCAGGACGAUGUUUACGCCGAUUAUGUGAGUAUUGAAAGCGUCGAUACGCCCUUGGUGGAGCGGAAAUCGAAGAACUGGCUGCAGCGCACGAUCACGCGAAUGGGAUCGGUUCGCAGUAGCUCGACAACGUACAGCAGCGGCGGCCCGGCGGGUGGCAACUUUUUCACGCGCAAUCGACACAACAGCGUUUACAGCAGUCCGGAAAAUCCCCUACAGAACGCCGAGGCCGGUAUCCCGGGGCCGCCGAGUGCCAAGCAGUCGUUUUACGAACGGCUCAGGCGCAAAAGUAUGCAGGGCCGUGGAAUGAGACGACAAGGUACUCUGACAAAGUUGAACUCGAUACCGACGUCGCUGAAAAAUCGGCCCAGGAUACCCACCCCGGACGUGACGAAGGAGGUAAUCGACCGCGAGCAGAGACUGGCUGUAUCGGCCAGCAACGUGGCCAGCAUCGGUGCCGGCAUCGUCGGGAUGCCCGCCGCGCACGCCACCUCCUACCACAACCCCGCGAGCAGCGUCAGUAGCGACGUGUCGGUGCUCCAAGGCCAAGCCGUUCUACUCGUCAACAGUCCGGCCAACAUCGUACAGCUAUCACCGAUUCAAGAAAAAACCGAGCUGGGAACACCCGUGGGCGCGCGUCAAUCGGCGGCGCAGCAUCUGGCUCACUCGGUGCUGCCGCAGAGUCUCAAGUCCGGCGCGAGCGUGACCGCGCAAGUGGCUGCGAUACCCGUGACCCUGAGCGCGUUGAGCCAGUUGGUCUCGAGCCCCGACAGCUUGUCCUUCGCCAAUCGUCAUCGGCAGGCCUGCAUCAACACGAUUGCCCCGUCGCAGUUCGGAAGUCCGGGCCAACAGGUGACGGCCACCAUCACCGAAUUGAGCAGUAACGCGAGCAGCGGCACCGACGACGAGUCCCAGCCCAACAACGCCAGCUCCGUAAAACCAGCCGACAAACUGCCCGAGACUGCUGACUACACCAGUUGCUCGCCCAUCAUCGUCGAUCCGCAAAAACUCAAUACUGUGGCCCAAUCCGAUUGGCACGUGCAAAAUUACAAGCUGAUACCGAUGUCACCGACAAAAAAGUCCAAAACAGUCGAGUCCAACUCGCAUAGCAAAGCUCGACGAUCAACUUCUUUGCCGGGCGCAACAUCUACCUCAAUGGUUGAUCAAAUUCGCGAAGAUCGCAGCAUGUCAUUGCCUCACACGAUUGUCUCACCACCAUCCGAAAAAGUCUCAACCACAGCCGAUGUAGAGUUGACGCAACCACCGCCAUUUGCGUCGACGCUGCUAAAACCAACCGACACUGAUGACGAGCCUCGACAGCGAAGCGGUAGUUUCAAUCAGCCUACAACAACGCCGAAAAUCGUCGAGGAAAAUGCUAGAAAGAUCAGUUUAAAUGAUCGUCUCAAUUUCUUAGACAAGUCUACCAAUGGACCGACCGAUCAGCGCAGCGAAGUCUACGUCUGACCAUUGUUUGAUUUCGUUCAAUCGAUGUUGUGGUUCGAUCCUAGGCUUAACUAUCGAACAUUAUAAUGAUACAUACGCACAAUUAUCGAUAUUUAUUCGACAAGUGCCUCACUUAUUAGCUAAUAAGUUAAAAAUGAGACGAUUUUCUCUACCGAGGAUUUCUAUUUUUGUAAAUAUAAAUUAUGUUUGUAUACUUUUUUGAUGACCACAAAAAUGAGAAUAGCGUUUAACUGUAAAUGUUUUGAUAAAUUGAUUGUGGUUUAUUAAAAAUGAUAGUGCAAUAUCAUUGUUGUAAAUGUUAUUGAAUGUGUACAGAUGUAGAUACAAAUCAAAGUGUGAAUCUCAAAUAUAUAAAAUCAAAUCUUUUGAAGCAUCAACUGAAAAUUUUAUCGGUUUUGUACGAGUAAUAUACAAAUAUUCUGGUAGUGCAUGAAUAGGUAUAUCAAUUUUAAAACUUUACUCUGGAUAUACACAAUGAAGUUUUACUAUUAACGAAUUUCUUAAAUAUUUUAAUUUAAGUUAUAAUAUAAAAUUGUGAUGUUUGUCCAUCCAUAAUUCAGUUAUUUUUUAUUGAUGAAUUGUGGCAUGACCAGUUAUAACAUUCUAUGCAUUUUGUUGAAAAACUAUUAAUCUAUGUAUUGACUAAGUGUUCAACUUGGUUGAUUGUAAAUAUAUUUUUUCUUUUUAAUUAGAAAUGAAAAUUGAUUUAUAUAAACAAUAAUAUUAUUAUUCUUAAAGUAUUGCCAUAAUUUAAACUAAUAUAGUAUUAAGUAGAAGCUGAAUUUUUUACAUAUUCAAAUUAUCAUUAAGUUAAUUAGUAUUCACAUAAGGUUUUACUGGCCAUUUUAGUUCUAAAUUCCCAAAAUGUAUAAUUAUAUAUUUUUUGUAUUACUUCUAUCAUGUAGUUAAUGACUUCUUUCAAUUGCGAUUAAAUACAAGAAAAUAUAUAAAAUAAGUUACUUUGUCAGUUUAUUAGUUCAAAAAAUAUUGGGCUCAAUUAAAGCUACCAUAUUGAUGAGUGAUGAUAAUUUAAUUGCUUUGAAUAUGUGCUGAAAAUAAAAUUUUUAUGUCCAAUAAGAAAAAAAAUGAACUUUUGUAGAUAUUAGUUAUGAAAAUUGUUUGCUAACCGUUACCUGUUAAAUGAUACUUGUAGGAACAAAUUAUUUUAUUUCCAAGUGCAUCAAAACAU